AUGCAGACUACCAAACGGCCCAAACAGGACACCACGCGGCGCUGUCAUGACGAGGCGGAUUAUGUGGUCAACCUCGUAGAGGCAACGAUGAGCAGGUCUCAUGUCGUGGAUGUGAAGACCGGCCACUCCAAGACAGACCCCAUACGCACAAGCUGGGGCGGCUCGUUGAUGCGGGGCCAGACACCCACGAUCUCAGCCAUCGAGCAGCGCAUCGCAGAGUUCACCCACAUACCACCAGAAUACGGGGAGCCCAUACAGGUCCUUCGGUACAACGACGGGCAGCGGUACGACGCGCACUGGGACUGGUUCGACGACCCUGUGCACGGCCUGGCCAACGCCACAGAGAACCGGGCGGCCACGGUGCUGAUGUACUUGGGAGAGGUGGAGGAGGGCGGGGAGACGGCCCUGCCCAUCGCGGUGCCGAUAGACAGGAAGAGGCAGAGUGGGAAUCGCGGCAGCCUGUCUGUGUGCGGGCGCAACGGCACCCUGGCGGUGGUGCCUGAGAAGGGGGACGCCCUGCUGUUCUUCGACAUGCUGCCAGACGGCCGCAACGUCGACCGCCGCUCGCUGCACGCUAGCUGCCCCACGCUCAAGGGCACGAAGUGGACCGCCACCAAGUGCGCCGCGGGCUCGGGGCGCAGCGCGCGCUGCCUGCAGAACGUCCUGCGGGCCCUGGCGCAUGCGUGCGCUCCCUGUGGCAGGCGGAUUCAUCACUGCCGCAAUCUUGCCGCCGGUGCCGGCCUCCCUGUGCGCACUGAGCUUCCUGAUGGCGGCGCCCUGCUGGCAGAGGCGGACGCGUACCGCGUCCUGGAGGGCGGUCGCCUGGCGCAGUCGGGCGGCAUGGUGGCGCCCGCAAAGCUGCGCCUGGUGCGCAACAAGGCGGCCGGCAACCACGUGCGCUACGAACUCGUAGUCGAGCCCGCCGACCCUGACGACACGGCCGCCGGCGCGCGGGUGGUGGUCCAGCUCAGCGCCCGCACGAGCCUGGCGCCUGCAAAGCUUUCGGGCCUCAGGCACGGCAAGCAUGCAGUAAAGCCCAAGGGGGAACCGCUGGCCAAGGCCGUGCUCAACUCACCUGGCGCUGACAUCGAUUUGAUCGUCCUGGAGGUGCGCCAGAAGGCCGCCACCCCCCUGCUGGGCGCCGUCGGCCUGGCGGGCGCCAAGGUGGCCGUGGGCUUCCAGGAGGCAGCCGAGGCCAAGGGCUGGCACCUCUACGUGUCCGCCGUCCUGGGGGUCGUGGACGAGGCGGAGGGCAGGACCUUCGAGUCGAUGUGCGCCAAGGCGGCCGGCGGCCACCAGGCGCACACGCUGGGGGCGCUGUACGAAGGGCUGGCGGCGUGA
Messenger RNA from Monoraphidium neglectum, 1341 nucleotides. RefSeq lists its product as hypothetical. Gene Ontology annotation, molecular function: L-ascorbic acid binding; procollagen-proline 4-dioxygenase activity; iron ion binding. Gene Ontology annotation, cellular component: endoplasmic reticulum. Gene Ontology annotation, biological process: peptidyl-proline hydroxylation to 4-hydroxy-L-proline. The transcript is spliced from 8 exons. Bases 1 to 1341 code for a protein of 446 amino acids. Lineage: Eukaryota; Viridiplantae; Chlorophyta; Chlorophyceae; Sphaeropleales; Selenastraceae. The record is from RefSeq and is a predicted model, not a curated record.